AUGGUUUUGUUUGAUCAAAUGUGGGAUGAGGUUGUGGCUGGACCACAACCUAACCGUGGGCUAGGCCCCACCUUCUCAACCCGAGAAGAGGCAAGUAGCAGUAACCAAGGGUCUAUGUCGAUGCCAUCGAGCCCAACGACACCAGGGACUCCAACGAAUACAUCACCAACAUCGGCACAUGCUAAAGAUAACGUCUGGAGGAGCGUUUUCAACCCCGGAAGUAAUAGUGCUACCAAGGGUAUUGGAUCUAAAAGAUUCGACAAUACUAAACCUGGAUCUCCCACUGUCUAUGAUUGGAUGUACAGUGGUGAUUCAAGGAGCAAGUAUCGUUAAGCAGGUAACGUGAUGGAAGCAUGUAAAUAACGUCGUUAAUUUCUGGUUUGAAGACCACCACAUGUUCAUAAUGGUUCAAGUUAAUUAGUCUUGUUAUGAUAAAAUUGCUACGUUAUUUAUUUAUUUAUUGUUUCAAGGUUAUAUAUUGUCAUAUAUAUAUAU
Molecule: messenger RNA, 495 nt
Organism: Erigeron canadensis
Lineage: Eukaryota; Viridiplantae; Streptophyta; Magnoliopsida; Asterales; Asteraceae
Product: dormancy-associated protein 1-like
Exons: 3
Coding region: 1-333 (110 amino acids)
Source: RefSeq, a predicted model, not a curated record